AUGGGCUGGUAUCGCCGGAAUUGCCAUCGCCUGAUCCAUUUCAAUUCUGUGCAAGCACAUUGGCCAUCGUCCAAAAACUGCCACAUCGCCGUCGCCGUGCCUGUCCUGCUCUAUCCUGUCCACAGUCGGUCGCAGCAUCAUUUUGUCGAGCGGCAAGGCCUCUACAAGUCCUCUGGUCUAUGCUACAUGAGACUGUCCUGGAGACGUCUUGUGCAUCGCCCGAGGAUACCAUGUCGACUACCAGCAUCUCAUAACUCGGCGGUGGCCAGUGUCCGGUACUUGUUUACCGCACAGUCUGAACAGACGCGGGCCUUGGUCCGUCGACGGCAAUGGGCCCCCUGCCCAGGAUCAACAUAUACCACCUAUUCUCUCCGACGAGGAUACUCCAAUGAUGUUCUUCAGAACGAAUCCACAAAUAGCCACAUUCCGGCUGAUACGGACACGGAAUGGGAGCAGAUUCUGGAAGACGCGUCCAUCCAUGGAAUUCGGAGCAAAGGACAGUUGUUGUUCGAGGCAGAUGUGGGCCAUGCUUCUGGAAUAGGAUCCCGACUUGUCGACACAUCUCCGGCUCGCCAAAACCUUGACCUGUGGCGUACUUUGCUGAGGGCUCAAGCUCUCCAGAAUGGCCAUGACGGCAUCAAGGCGAUAUGGCGAGGGCUUCAGUAUCGCGGCAAGGCAAUUCGCUUUGAUGAUACAAAUCCUCAAGUCAACCCGCUUUGGCAAAUUUUCCUUUCCGCUGGUGCCGCCGACCAUCAUUUUCUGUGGUCGCUCUGCAAGGUGGCUAAACGCGCCAAGUUCAAGCGCCCUGCGCUCUUCGCCGAGAUUGUAGGAGCGGCCUUGGAGGGUGAUGCGCCUCAAAGAGCGGUCGACUUUGCAGCCUUUCUCUUACCAUCCCACUACCGAGGUCGUGACGAUCUAGUGGCCAUAUUUGAGUCUGCAUGCCAUUCGGAGUCGGCCGAUGCCCUCAAAGAUUUUUGCAGGGUCUACGAGAUGGUGCCAAAGACUCAAAUCUACAGCGACGUCGCAACUAGCCUUUGGGAGCAAGAUCGGUCUGCCGACGCAUUCAUGAUGCACUCUUUUCUGGCAUCCAAAGGGGACCUACCCCCAAGGUUUGAGGUGUUGGAGCCGUUUCUCACUCACUUGGUGAUGCACCAUGGCAAGCUCAGCAGUUUCCUGUUGCCUUUAAACUCGGCGGGGGCGUCUUUCGAAGCGCAAGCUCGUCGUUUCUGGGCACGCGAGAGAAGCAGGAUCACCGGUCUGUCUCCAGAGUCCUUGAAUAUUGUUGCAAGCAAGACACUCGGGGUCAACCCGAAAAAGUUCAGUGACCAAUUUGUGGCACGAGCAUUUGCGACAAGGGCAUUCUCAUUCGAAUUUACGGUCAACAGCCUGAGAAUGAUAGGCUUGAUCGAGGUAGGGCCGCAGGCCGUCCGCCAAGCGGCCUUGACCGCGCCAGAUUUAGCUACCCUACAAGCCCGAUUCACCAAGUUUGAUGAUCUCGGGGUCGACACCGGAGCUUCUGCGUUCGUCCGAAUUAUGAGAAAGGUCUGCAAUGCUGGACGAUGGGAGAUGGUUCAAGCUCUGAUAAACAAUGAUUUGCACCAUGAAGUGUUUGAGAAUUUAGACUUACAGGAAAGACUGCUGGCUGAAUACUAUCGGAGGAAGGAUUGGCUGCAACUAAACCGAACACUUGUGAUUCUGAACGACGGGGAAUUCGACGCCAAAGCACAAGCUCAUGCUGGGAAUCUAUUACUACGAAUCAUGCUCGAAGCGGGUGACUGGGCCGAAGCCUUGAACCUGGCGAAGAGUUUGCAACAGCAAGGCUUACAUCUCUCGACGAAUCUCGCCCGCACCGUCGCCCACAUCUUCAGAGAUACCAAGGGAUCUGAACUUGCUCAGGCUGACUGCGUGGAUCGAGUUGCAUAUUUGAUCGGCUUCCUGCAAGACAUACUGGGCUCAGGAACCUACUUUGACAUCAAACUCUGGCGAAGACCGCUCAGGGCAUUGGGCAGACUUGGUCGGAUGAAGGAACUGGAAUGCUUGAUCUACUGGAUUGCCGAGCAAUACAUGCCCAAACGUCUACCCCAACCAGUUCGCUUGAAACGAAUGAUGUCCGUGCCAUCUCCACUGGAAGUCCUGUUUGACGAGAAGUUUCAGAGGUCUCUGGUGUCGUGGUGCUUCGGACCACGCAGAGGUAUGACUGCAGUCUCCCCGGAGCGCUGCUUGCGUUGGACGCGUAUUCUGAAGAGGUUGCGGGAUGUCUACGGUGUCCAGGUCAAAGAAUAUAACCUCCGUUGGACAUUCAUUCGCCGGCUCCGCUGGCUUUUUGCCCCAGGCAUCCGGUUGAAACCACACAACAUGUGGACUCGUGUGCGGAACACCACUCCUGUCAGCCGCUACUGGGAGCUAUAUGAUAUGAUGUGGGACAUGAGACCGGCUGGCCAUCUGAGGUAUGAUCGCCACACCGUCCUUCUGCAGAUGAGGAGGAGGAAAAUACCUCCAGCGGGGGGCCGACAGCCGGUGGGGGCUUUCCAGCCAUCAUCAGGGGCCGCCAUUGAAGGUUCUCAGACAAAAAGGGCCGACAAAGACGUAGACAUUGUCGUGUACCGAGAUCUCUUCCAUGCCUCAUGGGAGGAUUAUAGUAAAUGA
This is a messenger RNA of Capronia epimyces CBS 606.96, 2646 nucleotides long. RefSeq lists its product as uncharacterized. Lineage: Eukaryota; Fungi; Ascomycota; Eurotiomycetes; Chaetothyriales; Herpotrichiellaceae. The record is from RefSeq and is a predicted model, not a curated record. The coding region runs from base 1 to 2646 and encodes 881 amino acids. The transcript has a single exon.